This is a messenger RNA of Paraglomus brasilianum, 189 nucleotides long. The record is from the annotation of a GenBank genome assembly. Lineage: Eukaryota; Fungi; Glomeromycota; Glomeromycetes; Paraglomerales; Paraglomeraceae.
AACUAUUUACAGACGUUAAAAAUAAUACUGGGAAAAGCAAAUGGAUGAAUAUGAAGCGUGACAGAAACAAGUUCUCAUGUCAUCUUGCAACUCUUAAUAUAGACGUGGAUCAACGACAUUUACCAAUGGCCUUCAGUUCAGAAUACCCACCGUUUGAUCCAUCGGAAAGAUGCCAUCUUCAGGAUUUGU